AUGCCCGGCCUCACCCCCGCCCAACUCUCCACCUUCAACACCACGGGCUACCUCAUAAUCCCCGACUACCUCACCCCCACCGAAAUCUCCGCCUGCCUAACGGAAACCAACAACCUCCUAACAACCUUCCCCCUCGACACCCACCCGCUCACCCAAUUCACCACAGGCGACACCUCCUCCUCCCCCACCGACAAACACGUCGGCGACACCUACUUCCUCGAAAGCGGGGACAAAAUCCGGUACUUCUUCGAACCGUCCGCCAUCUGCCCCACCACCUCGACGCUGCUCAAGCCCAAACACCUCGCGGUGAACAAAAUCGGACAUAGCCUGCACACGCUCUCCGAGCCAUUUAAAUCCAUUACGCUGUCGCAACGCAACGCAGAUAUCGCCCGAUCCCUGGGAUUCAAAGACCCAAGGGUGCUGCAAAGUAUGGUGAUUUGCAAGCAGCCGGGAAUUGGUGGCGCGGUGCCCCCGCACCGUGACAGCGAGUUUCUGUAUACGGAUCCGCCGAGUGCUGUUGGGUGGUGGAUUGCGUUGCAGGAUGCGGGCAAGGGGAAUGCCAGUUUGGGCAUGGUGAGGGGGAGUCAUAGACGCGCGGAUGGUGGGGUGGGGAGGAGGUUUGUUAGGGUUUAUAAUGAAAAAGGGGAGGUGGAUGGGACGGGGUUUGUGGAGAAUGAAGGGGAGAGGUUUCCUAAAGGGUUGGAGGUUGAUGAUGAGGGUGGUAAUGAGGGUGAAGGGGAUGAGGUCGAGGUGGUGGAUGUUAAGGCGGGGUCGUUGGUGUUGAUUCAUGGGAAUGUCUUGCAUAAGAGUGAGAGGAAUACCGGGGAUAAGAGUCGGUUUGCUUAUACGUUUCAUGUUAUUGAGGGGGCGGAGGGGUGGGAGUAUGAUGGGAGGAAUUGGUUGCAGCCGACGGGGGAAGGGUUCUCUAGGCUGUAUGAUGAUCAUUCUAACUAG
This is a messenger RNA of Aspergillus luchuensis, 954 nucleotides long. RefSeq names its product phytanoyl-CoA dioxygenase family protein. The transcript has a single exon. Lineage: Eukaryota; Fungi; Ascomycota; Eurotiomycetes; Eurotiales; Aspergillaceae. The coding region runs from base 1 to 954 and encodes 317 amino acids. The record is from RefSeq and is a predicted model, not a curated record.